ACUCCACAACCCUUGAUAUCACGAACUCGAACCUCCUAUAAAAAGGUCCAAGCGUAUCGUACUUAUUUAUUACCAGCAAGCGGUAUAGGGAGCUCCUCAACUCCAAGCAUUGAAAGCAUCAUAUCAUCAUUCCUGUUUGGUGUCACCCGCAUUUACACAUCAUUGCACUGCAACACCUUACCUCCGCAAUGGACCACUGCAACGUCCUAAUAGUCGGAGCUGGCCCAGUAGGGACUACUCUAGCCCUCGAACUGGCUCUACAAGGCGUAUCCUUCCGCAUCAUCGACAAAAGCCCAGCCCGUUCAGAGAAUAGCAGAGCAUUAGUCGUCCACCCUCGUACUCAGGAACUGCUAGACCGCCAUGGAGCUGUUGACAAGCUCAUCCCUAGAGGUUCUAUCGCUCGUGGCGCGGUGAUGAACAUCAACCGCAAACUGGUAGCCAGAGUAGAUCUGGAUGACCUUGACAUCACCGACACCAAAUAUCCCCUGCCUCUGAUGGUUUCUCAGGCCGAGACCGAGAAGUUCAUGGAAGAGACCCUGGCCAAGUAUGGCAAAGCCGUUGAGCGGGGUUAUACUGCCACCAGCAUCGUUCAGGACGCCAAUGGUGUCACUACCACUUUGGAGAAGCCCGACGGCACCCAGAUAACGAUCCGAUCCAAAUACGUCGUCGGGUGUGACGGCGCCCACAGCGUGGUUCGACAUUCUGCCGAAAACCUUACCUUUGACGGAGACGCCUACCCACAGGACUUCAUCCUCUGCGACGCCCGCCUACGCAACUCCAAUAUUGCGCGGGACCGAUUCACCAUUUGCCUCGGCGACACCGGCCUCCUCGCAUUCUUCCCCAUCUCACCCCACGCCGACGACAACGACGACGGUCUGAUCCGCCUCAUCGCAUCAGGAGGACAUUCGGCCACUCAGCAACCAUCUCGACCCGCUGAUUCCGAUUCCCUACCUCAGCAACAGCAACAGCACGGCGAACAAAGCCACGAACCCCCCACCCUCGCCCACUUCCAAUCCCUCCUCGACUCCUUCGCCCCUCCCGGCUCCGGCACCGUGCACUCCCCCGUCUGGCUCGCCCGCUUCCGCUUACACCACCGGGGCGUCAACGCGUACCGCUCCGGCCGGCUCUUCGUCGCCGGCGACGCCGCGCACAUCCACAGUCCCGCGGGCGGACAGGGGAUGAACGUCGGGAUCCAGGACGCCGUCAAUCUGGGCUGGAAGCUGGGUACGGUGCUCAAGUACCGGGACAGAUUGACGGAUGAAGCAAAAGAGGCGUUGCUAGACAGCUAUCAUGCCGAGCGCUACCCCGUGGGGAAGGCGCUCCUUCAGGGGACGGAUAGGAUGUUCAGCUUCAUGGCUGCGGCGAGUCCGUGGGUGUUGAAGGUGCGGAAUGCAGUGCUGCCGUGGGUGGUGCCGUGGUUGGUUGGGGUGAAAUGGAUUAGGAAGAGGUUUUAUGCGUUUAUUUCGGGGUUUGGGACGACAUAUUCGGGGAACAGGGGGGCAAGCGUCGUGGUUGGGACGAACACGUCUUCGUCAUCGUCAUCGCUGCUGAAGAAGGUGAGGGGUGGUGAUCGAUUGCCGGAUGGGAAGGUGAUCGAGCUAGUACCCCGUUUAGGACGAACAGGUGGGCGAGGUGGCGGGACAAGAGCUCCGGACCUGUUGGAGGAGGAUGAGAGGAAAGAAACGAGCUUGCACCGACUGUGUCGAGGUGCGUCUUGGCAUUUGUUGCUGUUCUCCGGAACAGGAACAAGAGAUCGUGAUGCGGUGACGGUUGAGGGAUUAACACUGGCGGGCGAGAGGGUAUUGGCGGUCGUCAAAAGUGAGUGCUCACUUCACUGCAUUUUCUACCACGUUGCAGAGGAUCGGAUUGGUAGCGCGGGCGAUGGUGAGCUGCAGCAGGUACAGCAGCCGGCUACAGGGGAGAACGCCGUUGCUUCAUAUGCGGACCCGGGUGGUCGGGUCCAUGGUCUGCUUGGAUUGGACAAUGGGAGCGCUGGAUUUGUAAUGGUGAGGCCUGACGGUUAUGUUUCUCACAUUGGAUAUCUGUCGUCACUGCAGGAGUUUGUGAAGGAGUGGGAGACGAAAGUUGGUAUUUGAAAAGGUUGUAGGUGUUCUCUGACUUGCAUUUUUAUUGCUCUUUUUCAUUGCUCUUUUUCUUUUCUUCUUUUUUCUUGUUUGUAUACUCUCCCACUCUCCCAUCCUUUCCGCUCAACCUACUAAACUUC
This is a messenger RNA of Neurospora tetraspora, 2224 nucleotides long. Its product is annotated as FAD binding domain-containing protein. The record is from RefSeq and is a predicted model, not a curated record. The transcript has a single exon. NCBI's taxonomy places the organism in Eukaryota, Fungi, Ascomycota, Sordariomycetes, Sordariales, Sordariaceae. The coding region runs from base 189 to 2096 and encodes 635 amino acids. Gene Ontology annotation, molecular function: FAD binding; oxidoreductase activity.